GUUUCUCUGUGCAGGGCCCCAGGGAGCCUCUAGUGGCCAGGCCCGGGGAUGAGGUGCUGCUGCCCUGCUCUGUGGACAGCGCUGUCCCCCUGAAGGUCCAGAAGGUGGAGUGGAGGAGGAGAGAUUCAGACACCCUGGUGUUCCUGUUCUCCGAGGGGGAGAGCAGGCCGGAGUCCCAGCACCAGCGCUACCGGGGCCGAGCGGAGCUCUUCCCUCAGGAGAUUCCCAGAGGAAACUUCUCUCUGCGGCUGGCCAACGUCACAGCCGAGGAUACAGGAGUGUACAAGUGUGCCGUCCACACAGCGCAGGGCUCCGGUGAGACCACAGUGGAGCUGAAGGAACAGGAGCGACUGGCUGUGAGCGGAGCCAGCGAGCCUGUGGAUGCCUAUGCUGGAGGGGAGGUGGUGCUGAACUGCUCUGUGGACACGAAUGUCCCCCUGCAGGAGCUGGAGGUGGAAUGGAUGAGGACAGACUCUGAAGUCCUGGUGCUCCUGUUUUCCGAGGGGGAGAGCAGGCCGGAGUCCCAGCACCAGAGCUACCGGGGCCGAGCGGAGCUCUUCCCUCAGGAGAUUCCCAGAGGAAACUUCUCUCUGCGGCUGAAGGACGUCCGGACUGAAGACAAGGGAAAGUACACGUGCAGAGUCCACACAGACUCGCGUUCUGCAAUUACAACAGCAGAGCUGAAAGAGCUGAGGUUUUCCACAGCUCAUAUCUGGCUCCUGGCUCUACCUCUUUUUGCACUGACAGUCGUGCUCCUGACCAGUGUACCAACAUGCCAGUUCUUGCUCAAGAAACAGGAAAAGGACAGUGAAGUAUGGUGUCUCCAUCCACCAUACCCCAUGGAGAGCGCCUCCUACUGGCCCCACUAA
Molecule: messenger RNA, 869 nt
Organism: Lepisosteus oculatus (spotted gar)
Lineage: Eukaryota; Metazoa; Chordata; Actinopteri; Semionotiformes; Lepisosteidae
Source: RefSeq, a predicted model, not a curated record